Messenger RNA from Staurois parvus, 367 nucleotides. Lineage: Eukaryota; Metazoa; Chordata; Amphibia; Anura; Ranidae. The record is from the annotation of a GenBank genome assembly.
UCAUGCUGCUGCCGGGCCCAAAAGUCUCUCAUGGGGCCCCCCUGUACGGCCCCCCAUUGCUGCGUUCGCCAUCGCCACACUCUGCCAUAGUGCCACUUCAAGGUCUCCUCACACUGCUGUUGUGUUUUAAUUUUUUUGUCAUUGGGUGCUGGCAGCUUAUGGGUGCCUCCUAUUAGCUGCUGCCAGGCCCCUAAUCUGCCAUAGGCCCCUAUAUACCACGGCUCCUCACUGCUGCUGCGAGGUCCCAAAGUCUCUCAUUGGGGUCCCUGUACGAGCCUCCCAUUGCUGCUGUCUACAUCGCCACAAAUCCUCUGCCAUGUGCCACUUUCAGGUCUCCUCACACUGCUGGUGUGUUCCAUUUUUUGUC